Oncorhynchus kisutch (coho salmon) is the source of this 4734-nucleotide messenger RNA. Its product is annotated as epidermal growth factor receptor substrate 15-like 1. Gene Ontology annotation, biological process: endosomal transport; endocytosis. Bases 87 to 2657 code for a protein of 856 amino acids. The transcript has 23 exons. Gene Ontology annotation, cellular component: clathrin coat of coated pit; plasma membrane; cytoplasm. Gene Ontology annotation, molecular function: calcium ion binding; cadherin binding. The record is from RefSeq and is a predicted model, not a curated record. Lineage: Eukaryota; Metazoa; Chordata; Actinopteri; Salmoniformes; Salmonidae.
ACCACUGAUGUCAACAAUGUCGAGCUGUCAGUGGUGAGGCGCGUCGUAGCUUCAAGGGUGUGCGCGCUCUCGACACAGCAGGAAAUAUGGCGGCGCUCAUGACUCUCACCCAGUUAUCGAGUGGAAACCCAGUUUACGAAGUCUACUACAGACAGGUGGAUCUGGGAGACACUGGGACAGUAGGAGCUGCAGAUGCUGCUCAGUUCCUGAAGAAAUCAGGCCUUUCAGACAGUACCUUAGGAAAAAUCUGGGAUUUGGCCGAUCCAGAAAGGAAGGGCUUCUUGGACAAACGGGGUUUCUUUGUAGCGUUGAGGUUGGUGGCCUCAGCUCAGGGUGGCAACGACAUCAGUCUCAACAACCUCAAUCAGACUCUAGCAGCACCCAAGUUUAGAGACACAAAUACUCCGUUGCUCAGCACAUCGCUGAGUACACCUUCAUCUGAUUCCCACUGGGCUGUAAGGUCUGAUGAAAAAAGGAAGUUUGAUGGCAUCUUUGAAAGUCUUCUACCAGUCAACGGUCUUUUGUCUGGAGACCAAGUCAAACCUGUCCUGAUCAACUCCAAACUACCCAUGGAUGUGUUAGGAAGGAUUUGGGACCUCGGUGACGUGGAUAAAGAUGGACACUUGGACAGAGAGGAGUUUUCAGUGGCCAUGCACCUGGUGUACAGGGCUAUGGAGAAGGAGCCUGUCCCUUCCGUCCUGCCCUCCUCCCUCAUCCCUCCAUCCAAGAGGAAGAAGUCUGCGGGGGCUCUGCCUGGCGCCGUCUCCGUCCUGCCUCCCUUGUCUGCCCUCGCAGGCCUGUCUGGUCUGUCUCGGACAGCCAGCUCUCCUCCCCUGCCCGGCGCUGUAGCGGCUCUGCCUGGCUUGUCUGGUCUGUCUCGGACAGCAAACUCUCCUCCUCUCAAAGACACCCUACACUCCACCCCGUCUCACAGAAGCAUCACCUCCAUCAACAGCGCUGGCAGUCUCUCUCCUAAACCUUCGUUCAAAGCCCCCUCACAGUCACCUGCAGUAGUGAACUGGGUGGUCCCGGUGGCAGACAGAGGACGUUACAAUGACAUCUUCCUGAAGACAGACACAGACAUGGACGGUCUUGUCACCGGAGGGGAAGUCAUGGAGAUCUUCAUGCUGUCCAACCUUUCUAAGACCAUGCUGGCACAGAUCUGGGGUCUGGCUGACACCAAGCAGACAGGAAAGCUGUCCAGAGAGCAGUUCUCUUUGGCCAUGUGGCUGAUCCAUCAGAAAGUCAUCAACGGAUUGGACCCUCCCCAGACCCUCUCCCCCGAAAUGAUACCCCCCUCUGAGAGGACCACCACCUCUGUUCUUGACAGCAGCAGUUCUACAGAGUCAGCUGACCUGACAGGCAUCAAAGAGCUGGAUGACAUCAGUCAGGAAAUCGCCCAGCUGCAGAGAGAGAAGUAUACUCUGGAGCAGGACAUCAGGGACAAAGAGGAAGCCAUCAGACAGAAGAACAAGGAAAUUCAGGAGAUGCUAGAGGACCUGGACCAGGAGAGUGGUGGUCUGCAGGACCUGGAGGCCCAGAAGCAGGAUGCCCAGCAGCAGCUGGAGGAGAUGGACCAGCAGAGGAACAAGCUGGAGGGCAUGCUGAAAGACGUCCAUCUGAAGUGUCAGGAUCAGUCCACCCUGAUCUCAUCCUUACAGACCCAGAUCCACAGUCAGGAGUCUGACCUGCAGAGUCAGGAGACUGAGCUGAGUCGUACCAAGUCUGACCUGAACAAACUGCAGUUCGAGGAGAAGCAGCUAGAGCAGAACCUACUGACCGGACGCAUGCAGCUAGACUCGAUCAUCAAGUCACUCAAGGCCACCCAGGAUGAGAUCAACCAGGCUCGUAGUAAGCUUUCUCAGAUCCAGGACAGUCAACAGGAGGUGACUAAGACUAUAGAGCAAUACAACAACGCUCUGAACGGAACCCACAGCCAGACUCAUGCUGGCAGCAUGACCAACCUGGCAGACAUGAGCGAAGUAGGAUUCUCAGAGAGGGAGAACGGAGAAUUUGGCGCCAGGAAUCAGGAGGACUCUUUCAAAUCGAGGAUAGCCAUGUUCAGCAGCAACAAAUCAACACCAGAACCCCUUCCAGCAGCAGACCCCUUCCAGACAGAGGACCCCUUCAAAUCAGACCCCUUCAAAGAUCCAUUUGAAGCCGAUGAUCCCUUCAAAGAGAGUGAUCCAUUCAAGGGUGCUUCCUCAGACUUCUUCAAGAAAACGACCGAUGUGUUUGCCUCAGCAGAUCCCUUCAGUAGAAAACCUACUCCCCCCAUCAAGCCUGGUGGCAGUCUGUCGGGUAGCAGGAAUCUCUUAACCUCCCACAGCCCCCGGCCCAGCCCCAGCCCCAAGCCUACAGAUGGCUUCGGAACAGUGGACCCUUUCGGUGGCAACUCUUUUGGAGGAAAUAGUGGAUUCGCAGACUUCAGUCAAAUGUCUAAAAAGAAACCAGUCAACCCUGUGCUACCACCUAAGAACACACCUAACAGGCCUGCGCCUCCUUAUGGACUGGAAAGUGUCAAGUCAGGAAGUGAGUCAGAGCAGCUGGCGUGGGCGAAGAGGGAGACUCCGCCCACAGGAACAGGAGAGACUGAGGAGACUCCGCCCACAGGAACAGAAGGACCCGGACCUGGCCAUCGCCCUCAGCAAGGAUAAAAACUAAAAACCCUAUUAGACUCACGACAAUAACCACAGUCCUGUUAGACACUCACAACGACACACACCUUCUGACCACAGUCCUGUUAGACAGUCACAACGACACACACAUCCUGACCACAGUCCUGUUAGACACAACGACACACCUCCUGACCACAGUCCUGAUACAAGCUGAAUAAAACAAUGCAACUGACUGAUAUCAUGCAGUACAGCACAACAAACAGCUUCACCACGAGCAACAGUUCCUCAACAGCCCAACAGCUCAACAGCCCAACAACUACAACUUCACCCUGACAACAACUACAACUUCACCCUGACAACAGCCUCCCGCUGCAGCUCCGUGACGUUCUGACAACAGCCCCUCUAGACUGUGGCCCAAUCAUCCCCUAACCCCUGUGCCCAAAUUUGCCCCUAAACUCUGCGCCCAAAUCGGCCCCUAAACCCUGCGCCCAAAUCGGCCCCUAAACCCUGCGCCCAAAUCGGCCCCUAAACCCUACGCCCUAUGCUAAUCUGAGAGGAUUUGACAGGUGUAAGUAAUCUGGCAAUAGCUCCAGCGUGCUCUCUGAUAGGCUAGGUGGAAGUUUCACUAUAUUGCUUAUACCAAUCAAAUCCUCUCCGAUCUCUACAAGUGCAUAUGGUGUAGGGUUUAGGGGUCGAUUUUUGGAUUGGGCCUAGGACUUGAGGAUGGGAUGGCAGCCCCUCUACCGAUCCAGCUCCGCUGAAGCCAGACUUUAUCAACACUAACCUACCAAAGCCUCUCUUUUAACCUCUUUGUCAUCGUCAGCCUCAGUGGUUAAUUCCAGUUGGCUGCAUCACAACUAAAAUCAGCUUCUUUUUCUUUCUUUUUUAGCCCCGAUUUUAGUCUGACUUGACUGACUGACAGCCUAAAUCAAGAGUGACUUAACUCUGACUUGGCUAAGGUCAGGGGUCGUUCGGACUCUAGUAGACCCCGUAGUUCUUCUAUGGGGGAGACUCUGGGUGCUUAACUUUGUUUUUGCUUCAUCAUUUGUUGUGAGGAAAUAGCCAAGAUUUUAACAUUUUUAUUUAAUUUUCAUUAUUUAUAUAAGAGGAAAAAAUCAAUGCACUUGUGGUUUAUGAAGUAUCUGUAUAUGUACUAUUAUAACUGUUUAAUAUACCCUUAGAAACAUUCAUGCUAAAAGUCUGUUAUAGCUUUUAAAAGAGCUGUUACUCUUUUUCUGUCAGUAAGUGUGCUUGUGUUCAUGAUUUCUUGUUUAAGAUCUCCUUUUUCGUAAGGAAAUGUUUAGAUUAUGGAAAUACUGAUAUUCUUUGUUAUUUUCUUGUCUCGGGGGUUCUGUACUUUUAUUGCCUUCCACCCCAACAGAAGAAUGACAAAUUCAAAAACUCUCCUGCCUUAAAAGGAUAUGGGGGGGGUUGACCUUUCACCUCUCACUGUCAACAUUUAGAUUGUAUUUUUGUUGUAAUCUCUUAAUGCUAAACUCUAUAAUGCAUUCAGUGGGUUUAUUUUGACGUGUUUCAUCUGUUAUUGAUUUAUUCAACUAGGGCAUUAGAAUUACGACAUUUAUUUUAUAUUUAAUUCAUUUUCAGGAGAAAACGUAUUGUUACACUCACAAGCACCACACUCAAUAAUCACUCAGUUUGAUCCUGGCCACUACCUGGCGCAAGGAUGUGCUAUCCUAAUGCCUUGUAAUACACUGAUCAUAGGGGUUGUUUGGCACAUACAAUGUGUGUUUAUGACCUCCUAUGGUUGUCUCAAAUCACACCCCUAUUCCCUAUAGGGGGCCCCUGGUUAAAAGUAGUGCAUUAUAUAGGGAAUAGGGUGCCAUUUGGGCUACAGACACAGUGUGUGUGUAUGUAUAUUCUGGGAACUCUGUGCUGCAGCUCAUUCUCCAGUGUUGACCUGAAGGAGUAUUGUAUUGGUCACACUGGGAUGCAUUAAGGACAAUGUCCACAAUGAUGUCUGUCUUACUUAUCCACAACCACAAUGGCUCAUUUCAUGUGUAACAGUAUAUAUGAUUAUAAAUAUUCCAUCAAGGUUGAAAUAAUUGAAAUCCUGUGUAUAUCUUUGAAUAUAAAUAAACCCUCAUGUAACAUUCCA